Sphaeramia orbicularis (orbiculate cardinalfish) is the source of this 8226-nucleotide messenger RNA. RefSeq names its product glutamate receptor, ionotropic, delta 2 (Grid2) interacting protein, a (gene grid2ipa). Gene Ontology annotation, biological process: regulation of DNA-templated transcription. The coding region runs from base 845 to 6793 and encodes 1982 amino acids. Lineage: Eukaryota; Metazoa; Chordata; Actinopteri; Kurtiformes; Apogonidae. Gene Ontology annotation, molecular function: protein binding. The transcript has 23 exons. The record is from RefSeq and is a predicted model, not a curated record.
UAGGGGGAAUGCCAUCUAUCAUGUCAUAGGAAUACCACCUGCUUUGAAAGCACACGCCUGCCAGGUAAAGCACAGCAUCCACUGUUACUUCCCAUGGGACAACAGUGCAGCAGAGCACUGACUGAGAAACUCAGAAACAGUUGUGGUGUUAACAUAUGCAUUCUUGUACUUAAAUCCACACAUGAUGAGUGUAGCUGAAAUCAUGACAUAACCUUGAGCAAAUCAGCAGGCUCCAUCUCUGUAACUGGUGCUCCACUGCUGAGGUUAACAUAGACACUAUAAUCAGAGAAGUGUCCCUGGCUGGUAUGCCAUCCAGUUUCUGGGUCACUCCUCAGCCCUCUGAGAGGGACCCAUCCACAUGAGCAACAGAGGGAGACAGAGAGAGAGAGGGUGGGAGAGAGAGAGGAGAGGUAUUUAUAGAAAAAUGGGGCUUCGCAGUACCUUUUCUUGCGAACAAACCAUUUCAGGACCAAGUAUGCGUGUCCCAGUUUUGUGAUCAUCACUCAGCCAUAGGGUUUGGACUGAGGCUGAGACUGGACCGCCUCAUCCAGGAUGGAGAGCCUGCCUUUCAACCGCUCUCCCCUCUCCUUUGGCCUCCUUGUCUGCACCUCCAAGCCGCUGGUUCUUUGAUUGAGUGCAAGGGACGAUAUCAGCCUACAUAACCUACACAUGUGACCUUUUAGGAAAAGUCGAGUUGAGUAGAUGGGGAGAGGCUUUUGGAGCUAGUGAGCUCAGGUGAGGGGCAGCACGAGGGUGUCCGUGGGCACUCUUUAGCUGCUUCGUCCCCCAGGCUGGGGGCAAAGGGAGGCUGGCUGGAACGUGCCCUGCCGCAAGCCGGGCAAGGAUGAGGCGUUUCCUGAGCAGAAAGGGCCGCUUCUCCCUGCGCCAGAGCAAGUCUGGGACCCGGAGUGCGGCCAAAGAUUUUUACCUUGGCCUUCCAGCCACCAAUCAGAACUGGCCAGAGGCGUUUGGCUUCCGGCUUGGUGGCACCGGGCCCAGCUACAUUCUAUCAGUGGUGGAGGGCAGUAGUGCGUACCUGGCUGGUCUGCAGCCCGGUGACCAGGUGGUAGACAUCGAAGGCCAGGAUGUGACCAAUCUCAGCACACCGGCACUGAUCGCUCUGGCUCAGACUCUUAAGACGGUGCCACCAAGCAUCGGUGUGGUGUCACGGAUUGAGCAGAUUGACAUCAAUCCUGGCCCAGAUGGCCGUUUUGGUUUCACUAUCGUGGGGGACAGCCCUCUGAUGGUGGAGGACUGCAUGCCCACUGGUCCAGCUGGUCGCAGUGGUCUUAAAGCUGGGGAUUAUGUCAUGGAGGUCAAUGGCAUUCCAGUGAAACAUCAUGAAACAGCAGCAGCCAUGAUCAAAGCAGCUCAGGGGCGUCCUCUGCGUCUAGGCGUGCUCAGUAUGGCCCGGCGUCCCAAACGGCUGAGCAGCAGCAUGAGGGUGCUGUCACAGAGCGGCGACAGUGUCCGGGAAAGUCGUGCCCACAAAGCCAUGGAGUUUAACAAGAAGGUGGAGGAGGUGCUAGGAGAGGAGCCGGAUGUGAAGGAGCAGCUGUUUGAGGUACUAAAGCAGUACGCUGCUGAGAGGGAUGUGGAGAGUCUAGCAGAGGCCCUGCCUGACAUUCUGAUCACAGAAGAUCAUCAGCAGCUGAUCGACAAUGUCAGGAUCUUCAUUCCCAAGAAACAUCGGGAGCGUUUUGACGAGGUGGUUUCCCAGAGCCUGAUGAGCCGGCUCAAGGGGCGGAGCUUCAGUGACCCCAGCCGCCAACACCUUCGCCGGAGCCGGAGUGAAGAUCACCCUGAACGCCUUCUGGUGUCUACCCGUGCCAGCUCAGUACCACGCACCCACGCAGAGGAGGGUGUGGCCCCCCCAACCAGAGGCAUGCGCAAGACCACCUCCCUCAUAGCUGGGCACACCACUGCCACCACAUCUAACUGCAGGACAGUGAGAGUGUGCAAGGGUAACAUGAGUUUUGGCUUCACUCUCAGAGGUCAUGCUCCAGUGUGGAUUGACUCUGUCAUCCCUGGAAGCCCAGCAGACAAGGCAGGUCUAAAACCAGGAGACCGCAUCCUGUUCCUGAAUGGACUGGACAUGAGGACAUCCUCUCAUGAGAAGGUGGUGUCCAUGCUCCAAGGCAGUGGUGCCAUGCCCACCCUGGUAGUUGAAGACGGUCCACCCACUUUCACUCUGGCAGAGCAGGAAAUGGCAGGGGGCAGUGCACCCACAGAACGGGCCCGCUCUCCUGUGCUCAGCUCCCUGCAGUGGGUGGCAGAGAUUUUGCCCCCUAGUAUCCGAGUUCAUGGCCGAACUUUUGGGCAGCAGCUGGAGCAUCUUCUGACCAUCCAGGAGAGAUACACCAUUUGCAAGGCUCUGGAAAACUUCUUUCAGCACAGGAAUGUUGACACUCUGAUCGUGGAUGUGUUCCCGGUGUUGGAUACUCCAGCGAAACAGGUGAUCUGGCAAUUUGUUUACCAGCUGUUGACGUAUGAAGAGCAGGAACACUGCCAGAGCAAGAUUUCACGCUUUCUUGGCUACAAAGCACCAGUUCCACCACCACCUCCGCCGCCUCCCCCUCCUCCCGAGCCCGAGGCAGCCCCCGAACCCCACCGCCGUAGCAGCUCCAUGAGGGUGACAGGGACCACGUACAGGAGCAGUGUGAGGGGCCGUAGCUCUGAUGACCUGGUCAUUGGCACACACUUGGGCAUGGGCUUCCGUGCAGAACCGGUGCUGGAGGCAGGGAUGAGGUUGGCUCCAGGAGAGAGACAGUCAGGUGACGGUACCUCCCUUCCUGAGACUCCCAACAACCUCACAAAUCUGUCAGCAGUGUACGCUGAACUGGAGAACAUGUAUUCAACCAAGAGAUCUAAGUCUCUGAAGAGUCGUCCUCCUCCUGCACCUGAGACUUUACUGGAUCUGGAUCCUCCCUCCCCAACAGCCUCCCCUCCAAUACAUGCUAACGCAGGUAGUCGUAAAGGACCACCACCGUCUUCAUCCUGGCCAGAGCCUCUCCCUAGCCCCCCUCCAGCCCAGUUCUACCCUCCUGGACUAACCAGUCAAACAAGUGCAGAGUCCAACCCCUACAUCAGCCUGGACAGUCCCCCACCAUCACCACCAGAGCCCCCUGACUUCCCCUCUAGCCCCCCACCCCAAAGGAGCAACAAGAGGCGUUACACCUUCUCCAAACCACCUCGAUCAGAAGACACAGACCGCUUUUUGGAUGCACUGAGUGAGCAGCUAGGACAGAGGGUGGCCAUUGUUGAUGACUUCCUGACUCCUGAGAAUGACUAUGAAGAGGAUGUUGUGCAGAUGGGUUUCCCGGAUGAGGAGGAUGAGGAUAAUGAAGAUGACUUGGGAGUAGACGAGGAUGAAAAUGGAGGAUUUGUUGCACCAGAGCUCAGCAGCCCGAGCGAUGUUCAAAGCAGCAGCGGAGAAGAGAAUGCCUCCUCUCUCACCUACUCCUCCUCCUCUGACCACAUCCCUCCUCCCCCUAUGACGCCCCCUCCACCCCCUCCGGUUCAGUUUAACGACCUACCUCCGCCUCCUCCCCCAGCACCUGUGCAGCCUCAGCAGCAGCAGCAGCAGCAGCAGCAACAACAACAACAACAACAACAACAGUUGAGCUACACCCCUGAACACUCUCCCAGAGCAUAUGUGCCAAUCCGCCGGAAAUCUGGCCCUCCUCCACCCCCUCCACCCCGAAGUAAUCCCCCACCCAAGCGCCACUCGCUUCAUAAAGUCCUCCCAACAAGAGACGAUCUACAAGUCCAUGCUACGAUUCAAGAGUUAAAAGCCUAUCAAGAAAAACAAGCCUACCAGGAAAGACAAGCCUACGAGGAGCAACAAGCCUACAACGAGAGGCAGGCGUAUGAAGAGCAGAAAGCCUACGAAGAACAGCAACUGUUCCAGGAGCAGCAGGCCUACCAGGAGAAACUUUUUAAAGAGAGACAAGCGUAUGAGGAGCAGAAGGCCUAUGAGGAGCAAAAAGCUUUUGAGGAACAACAAAUGUAUCAAGAGCAACAAGCUUACCAAGAAAGACAGGUGUAUGAGCAGCGUCAAGCCUACCAGGAACAAAAAGCCUAUGAGCAACGUCAAGCCUACAAAGAACAAAAAGCAUUUGAGGAGCUUCAGGCUUAUCAGGAGCAAAAAGCCUAUGAGGAGCGUCAUGCUUACGAGGAGCAACAAGCAUAUCAAGAGCAGAUCUACCAGACCCAUCACUCGAUGCCUGCCCAGCCCACGCAGCAGAAAGCCCACUCACCACUCCCUCUUCAGCAAAUGCACCAGUCCUUACCUCCACUCCCCUCUCCAGAGUCCGCCCAUCACCUCGCUAACCAUCCUCUUUAUAUGAUGCGCCAAGCACAACAGCAGCAGGUCCACCAGAGCCACCACCAUCAUAGGCGGCUGUCUCGUUCUGCCCCGCCCCCACAUCAGCCAUCACCCCAAACCACAUCCCACCCCAGCCAACAAGGCCAGUAUGCAGAGGGCAUCUACCAAAGCCAUCAAGGCCUGAGAACCCAGGCCCACCACUCAUCUGCCGAGAUGCUCCACCAGAUGCACCAAGCCCCUGCUCACCAUUCAUCCAGCGAAAUGCUCCAUCAGUUGCAGCAGUCCCAAGCCCACCACUCGUCGGCUGAGAUGCUCCAGCAGAUGCAGCAGGCCCAUGCUCACUAUACAUCGUCAGAAAUGCUCCAUCAAAUGCACAAAUCUAAGGCUCAUCAUUCUUCAUCAGAACUCCUGCACCAGGCUCAUCAAAUGCAGCCUCACCACUCCUCAAACGAGCUGCUCCAUCAGGCUCACCACAUGCAUCGCGGACAACCCCACCAUUCGUCCACUGAGCUGUUACAUCAGAUGCACAAACCCCAGCCCCACCACUCCUCCACAGAGCUGCUCCAUCAAGCCCAUCAGAUACAUCAACCUAAGCCUCAUCAUUCAUCCACAGAACUUCUCCAUCAAACCCAACAAGAGCCCGCCUCCCUCCCAGUUCAGCUAAACCGAGACAGCCACUCUCAUCAAAGCCGUAAGAGUCUGAAAGGUCAUCAUCAAACCCAAGUGCCGCCGCAAGCGAGACAUCAAGAGCAGCAGAUUCAUCAAGCGCAUCACCCCCAACCCACAAAACCCUCUCCACAGAGACCCCACUCUAUUCAGCAGACCCACCACCACUCUAGCACACCCCAGAUCCAACACAUCCACCACAUGACCCCUCAGCCCCCUCCUCAGGACUACCAACACCAGAUUCAUGUUAUCCACCCUCCCCAACAGCCUCACAGACCUCAGCCGCUUCUCUCCACCUUCCAGCCCCUUCAGCCCCACCAGCCCACCCUCUCAACUUUCCAACCCCUGCCCCAACACCACCAGUCUCAGCACCAAGGUCAGUCCUCCAACCAAGCCACCCGACCACAGUCCCAGCCCUCGCAUCACCUGCUGCAGACUCAACACCAGCCCACAACCCAGUCCCACCAUAAGCAAGCCCACAGUCAGACUCAGCCGCAGUCCCUCCCCCACUCCCUUUCUGAUCCCACAGAGCAUCUAGAGCCCCCACCGCCUCCACCCCUGCCCCCACCUUGCUCCCCUCCACCACUACCCAGGCCCACUCUAUCCAGAAUGGACUCCCACCACAUGAGUGUAAAGAGGUUACGUUGGGAGCAGGUGGAAAACUCAGAGGGCACCAUCUGGGGACAGUUGGGAGCAAAUUCUGACUAUGAAAAACUUCAUGACAUGGUGAAGUAUCUGGAUCUGGAGCUACACUUUGGGACACAGAAGAGUUCUAUGCCUGCACCAGAGCCCUCACUACAGCCAGAAACCUUCAAGAAGAAAGAUGUGAUUGAAAUUCUGUCUCAUAAAAAGGCGUACAAUGCUUCCAUCCUGAUAGCCCACCUUAAGCUGUCUCCUGGAGAACUGCGGCAGAUUCUAAUGAACAUGGUUACUGAUCGGCUGGAACCAUCUCACAUCAAACAGCUCCUACUCUACGCCCCCGAUGCAGAGGAGGUCAAAAAGUAUGAGGAGUACAGACAGGACCCUAGCAAACUCAGUGAGCCAGACCAGUUUGUGUUACAGAUGUUAUCAGUACCGGAGUAUAAAACCCGUCUGCAGAGUCUUCUCUUCAAGUGUUCACUGCAGGAGAAGACUGAGGAGUUGAGGGGAGCGUACGACUGUAUCUACAAAGCCUCCAUGGAGCUGAAGACCAGCAAGAAGCUGGCUAAGAUACUAGAGUUUGUGUUGGCGAUGGGGAACUACCUGAAUAACAGCCAACCUAAAACCAACAAGACCACAGGCUUCAAGAUCAACUUCCUUACAGAGUUGAGCACGACUAAAACCGUGGAUGGGAAAUCAACAUUCCUGCAUAUUCUUGUCAGAUCUUUAUGUCAACACUUUCCUGAUGUGUUGGACUUUUCCAAAGAUCUUACCAUGGUUUCUCUUGCAGCAAAAGUAAACCAAAGGAAUAUCACAUCAGAUCUCAAUGAUCUCCACGCAACAAUCCAGGACAUUCGUUCAGCCUGUCAGAAGAUGCCUGCAACUUCUGAGGACCGCUUUGCUGUUGUCAUGAGUAAUUUCCUCGAAAACAGCCACCCAGCCCUCCAGUCACUGGAGUCCCUCCAACAGAGAGCUAUGGAAGAAUUUGCUAAAACUGCCUCUUUCUUUGGAGAAGACAGCAAGUCCACCAAUACUGAGGCCUUCUUUGGUAUCUUUGCUGAGUUUAUGGGCAAAUUUGAGAGAGUUUUGGGUGAUCAGCAGAGUGCCGAAAAUCCCAAAAGCCCCAGGAGUCCACGAAUGGCGUCACCACUGGCCUGGUAACACAUAUUAUAUUCAGACAUUCACAGACUUACAUGUUAAGUCUAGAUAUACUUCCACAAUUACGCAAUCCUGAGCAAAAAAGCAAGUUUUUACAUGUUAUGGUGUUUUGGUGAAAUUACAUGAGAGGGUGAAGUUGAGAGCUAAAAUACUUUUGCAUCAAAGGUGGAUGAUUUUCAUUUAUACAGUGACGUUCUGUUGGUAUCAUUUUAAUCAGAGUUUUGGUUGAAAUCUAAAAUUUGAACGGCAAAAACCAGUGUAUGUAAUGUAUAUUGGCCUCUACUGUUGGAAUGAUAGUUACUGUAGAUUAAGUUAUAUUUCUCUUAAACCCAAGUAUAGAUAUUCAAACACCUCUCUAUGUGUGUUUAAUACAAUCUUUGUAAAAUAUCCAUGAUUAAGACAUAGAUUAAAAAUACCCUUGAAUAGAUAUUUAAUUAAGAUAUACUCUCAUACACUUUGAGGAAACCACACGUGCAGAUUUCCUGUUAGUUUACAUGUGCUGUAUUUUUGUAAGCCACCCACCACUCUGAAUGUAAUAUAAGUUCUUUACUGUGUUUAGCUAUUUUUCUUAAGUGGACACACUGUUUUCAUGUCAGCUGUAGCCUUAUCAUUAUUAUUAUUAUUAUUAUUUUAGUUGUACUGCUCUUGUAUCAUACCUAACAAAAUGCUACAAAUGACUGUAAAUAUGAAAUAUCAUCAGUGGGAGUUCACAUUUGUUUUUAUAAGACAGUUUUAUUUGUUUUAAAGGAUCAGUUUAACCUGGCUAAAAUCUUUAACAUACUCAUAAGGGGUACUAAAAGAGGAGCUUACAGCGGGCAGUGUGCAAUAUGUUAAUUUUCAGAUUAUUGACUAUAUUGUAAAGUAAAUAUCUUUGGGAUGUACAACACAGAUUGAAUAUAAGGAACAUGUAUACAGAGGAAUUUUGUCAGCAGAAGGUAUAAAGACUUUCAUGUAUUCAACUAAUACUUCUUUUACUGACCAUAUCAUAUGGAUUGAGCAGGAAGUUUUAGCACUGCUACCACAGCAGUGUCAUUAAGUUUAGCGCAGCAGAUGCAGCAUUUUACACAAUUUGGUCACUAAUAAUACAGCAUACCAGCUUCUCAGAAAUCCUGUUGAAUUGUGAAACGUGAAGCUUCAACCUAUAUUUGUAAAUGCUAGGGUAAAUUCUGAUGGUAAGAAUAACAUGUGCAGCUACUAAAUGCUUUGUUUUUCUAAUGUAUAAGUAGUUAAUUUGUGCUUAAAGUACAGAAAUAAAACUUCUGAAGCAUUGCUGUUCAUUUAGGGCUGAUAAAGUGUAAGUCUGUAUUUUGUUUUGUUUCCUACCCUUGCUGAGAAAUAUAACAUCUCUGAAAUCUGUUUAUGCCUGAAUGUCUGUUUUCUUAAGACUUGUGAUGAAACUGUAAUUGUUCUAUUGUGAAAUUUGUCAUCUCAUAGAU